This is a messenger RNA of Lactuca virosa, 1335 nucleotides long. NCBI's taxonomy places the organism in Eukaryota, Viridiplantae, Streptophyta, Magnoliopsida, Asterales, Asteraceae. The record is from the annotation of a GenBank genome assembly.
ACGGAAAGAGAAAUAUACAAAAGCUUCUGGAAGCGUCUUUAUCUGCUACUAUAAUAAACCAUCUUUCAUCUCUAGGGUUUCGUUAUCCUCUUCAUCUCCAUUUUGCUACCUACCAACUAAAUUUCUCCGCUCCAUUCGGAAAUGGCAGCUGCUCAGAUGACCGCCGCCGCAUCUUCAAGCGUUUUUCUGCCAUCAUUUGAAGGUCUUAAGCCGUCAACAAUCAAGGUUUCGUCCGCGUCCUUUAGAAUGGGUGGUGGUUUAACUCUCAGAUCAACCCGUGGACUCGUUGUCAAAGCCGCCACUACUGUCGCUCCUAAGUACACUACAUUGAAGCCAUUGGGUGAUAGAGUAUUGAUUAAAAUCAAGGCUGCAGAAGAGAAGUCUGCAGGUGGUAUUUUACUCCCUUCAACAGCUCAAACAAAACCACAAGGAGGCGAAGUAGUUGCUGUUGGAGAAGGCAGGACAGUUGGCCAAAACAAGGUGGACAUAAGUGUAAAGACUGGAACACCAGUUGUGUAUUCCAAGUAUGCUGGAACAGAGGUUGAGUUCAAUGGGACAAACCAUCUUUUACUAAAGGAAGAUGAUAUUGUUGGUAUACUUGAGACAGAUGACGUGAAGGAUUUGAAGCCUCUUAAUGACAGAGUCCUAAUCAAGGUCACAGAGGCGGAGCUAACUACGGCUGGUGGCUUGUUGCUCACACAAGCAAGCAAGGAGAAACCCUCCAUUGGCACUGUGAUUGCGGUGGGGCCGGGUCCAUUGGAUGAGGAAGGAAAAAGAAAAGAGCUGACAGUGUCUCCAGGGAACACUGUUCUUUACUCAAAAUAUGCGGGGAAUGAUUUCAAAGGGAGUGAUGGAAAACCGGGGGAGAUGAAUAUUGGUUUUGAUUCGAUUAAUGGAGAUGGUAUACAACAUAUUAAUAUAUGUGAGAUGACAUCUAAAUCUGAUUUUGAUACAGAUCUUGACACUGAAUUUGGGGGCAUCAACUAUGGUUUUAUGGAAUUGUAGGUUAGACUUCAAAUUUGUAGAGGUCCAAAAAGAAUUGAAAUGGUCCAAAAUAGUUUCUUUUAUCAAAAAACACAUAAGGCGUAUUUGGUAGCGAGUGUUUGAGAGUUUUUAGUUUUCUGGCGUUUAACAAAAAAUUCAAUUUAAAGAAAAAGCUUUGUUUGAGAGUAUGAAUUUUUAGCAUUUUAAUUUAAACAAGAUCCUCCAAAUCCAAAAGCUAGCUUAUGUAAAUGCACAUAUCGAUGAUUUUACCCUUAGGGAGUAUCAUUAAUUCAUUAUACCUGUUGUUGAAAUGAAUAAAUCCUUUAUAAAGGAAACAAGGAUGGUUACCUG